UGCUCUUAAUGAAUAUUUUUGUCUGUGUUGUGUGUGGGCAAGCCCCAUUCGGAAGAGGCUGAUGAUUUAUACAACCUCAUUUUCUUUUUCCCCCUCCAGAAUGGGUUCUAGCUGGGUUCCCUGGGCGGUGGCUUUGUUAAUGACGGUAAUCAGGCUGGACUCCUCCAUGACUCAAGGCAGAGAUCCUCCAGAAGAUUUUGUGAUUCAGGCAAAGGCUGACUGUUACUUCACCAAUGGGACACAAAGGGUGCAAUUUGUGGUCAGAUUCAUCUUUAACUUGGAGGAGUUCGUACGUUUUGACAGCGACCUGGGGAAGUUUGUGGCCUUGACAGAGUUGGGGCAGCCUGAUGCUGAGCUGUGGAACAGUCGACCAGAUAUCCUGGAGAGCAGCAGAGCAUCUGUGGAUUUGCUCUGCAGACGUAACUACUGGCUGGGUGCGCCCCUCACCGUGGAGAGAAAAGUGCAACCGGAGGUGACAGUGCAUCCGGAGAGGACCCCAUCCCUGCAGCUCCGCAACCUGCUGCUUUGCUCUGUGACAGGGUUCUACCCAGGGGCCAUCGAGAUCAGGUGGUUCCGGAACGGGCAGGAGCAGAGAGAGGGGGUCCUGGCCACUGGCCUCGUCAGGAAUGGAGACUGGACCUUUCAGACAGUGGUGAUGCUGGAAAUGACUCCUGAGCUUGGGGACGUCUACACCUGCCUUGUUGAUCAUCCCAGCCUGCUGAGCCCCGUUUCUGUGGAGUGGAGAGCUCAGUCUGACUGUUCUUGGACAAAGGUGCUGAUUGGAGUUGCAGCCUUCCUGGGGGGGCUAACCUUCCUCCUGGCAGGGAUCAGCAUCCACGUCAGGGCCCGCAAAGGACGUGUGGAGACUCAGCUGUCCGGUGAUGAGCCACACUAAGGUCCUAGGUGAAGCGUCUCCCCCUGGAGCCUGAAGUGGAACUGAGUGGCCUGGGCCCUGGACAAAGUCAAGGACGUUCAGGAGGUUGAUGUUCUGGAUGAUUCCUUUCCACGAGCCCUUGGAGGCGUCCUGAACUGAUUCUAGUUUUGUGUUCUGUGAUCAUUCAUCUCUUACCCUUCUGCCUUUCUUCCUCCUACUUGUCUUUAUUAGUCCCUGUUUCUAAGAACAGGGUCCCUAAAUCCCCCUAAGACCCAGCUCCUCCCAGUCCCAACCCCUUUACUUUUCUCUGGUGCAGCCCUUACCCAGAAAUCACUAUUUUCAUCUUCUCUCUUGCAACGGCAGCCCCACAGUCCUAAGAAGAUGCAUAUUCAGUCACUGUUCCCUUUUCAUUGUUUUUUUAGGUCUUUUUCCUUCAAAAUAAAACUGUGAUACAUAUAAUCCCAUCAAA
Molecule: messenger RNA, 1343 nt
Organism: Phacochoerus africanus (Common warthog)
Lineage: Eukaryota; Metazoa; Chordata; Mammalia; Artiodactyla; Suidae
Product: HLA class II histocompatibility antigen, DO beta chain-like
Exons: 6
Coding region: 62-895 (277 amino acids)
Biological process (GO): antigen processing and presentation of exogenous peptide antigen via MHC class II; immune response; positive regulation of T cell activation
Cellular component (GO): membrane; MHC class II protein complex
Molecular function (GO): MHC class II protein complex binding
Source: RefSeq, a predicted model, not a curated record